GAUCGUAAACCAUUUAUUUGUGUUCUAAUUUUUUUUUUUUAAUUAAUAGAAACUUAACAAGCUAGAAGAAGAGGAGGGCUUAAGAGAGUCAGCUGGCUAUUAUGAUGAAAGUGAAAGUGAUGAUGAUGAAAAUACAAGAAAUAUUAGAGCUUUAGCCAAAAGGAUUCGUGAGAAAAAAGGCAUUCUUAAAAUUGAAUCUCAGUUGAAAAGGAGUAUUACUAAGCCAAAAUUACCGAGAACAGCUAAAAAACGGACACGUAGUGUCAGCAGGCUGAAGAUGGAAAUGAGGCAAUUAGGAGUUGAAUUAGGGGACAAAAAAGCUCAUUUUGAUGAUGCUCAAGUGGGUAGAGUGGUGAGAUCAGUCAAGCGAAAGAGAGAAGAUAGCGAAGGAAGGGUGCGCAGUAGCUCCAGAAUACCUAGAGACGAAUCUGGUGUUAGAGAUGUCAAGAUGAAGAAGAGGGCUAGAACACUUUCAAAACUGUCUCAACGUGCUAGUAAUAGAUUAGCAAAGAAGGGUGAAGGUGACAGAAAGAUAUUGGACUUAAAACCAAAACAUUUGUUUGUAGGAAAACGUACCCUCGGCAAAACAUCUCGUCGAUAAAUAGAGCACCUAUAGUAUUUGUUAAAAAAUUAUAAAUGCAUUUUAUGUUUGUAAAUUGUUAUUAAAUAUGUACUCACCUUUU
Molecule: messenger RNA, 683 nt
Organism: Parasteatoda tepidariorum (common house spider)
Lineage: Eukaryota; Metazoa; Arthropoda; Arachnida; Araneae; Theridiidae
Product: nucleolar GTP-binding protein 1
Molecular function (GO): GTP binding
Source: RefSeq, a predicted model, not a curated record